Helianthus annuus (common sunflower) is the source of this 1768-nucleotide messenger RNA. RefSeq names its product cytochrome P450 CYP72A219. NCBI's taxonomy places the organism in Eukaryota, Viridiplantae, Streptophyta, Magnoliopsida, Asterales, Asteraceae. The coding region runs from base 41 to 1588 and encodes 515 amino acids. The record is from RefSeq and is a predicted model, not a curated record. Gene Ontology annotation, molecular function: oxidoreductase activity, acting on paired donors, with incorporation or reduction of molecular oxygen; monooxygenase activity; heme binding. The transcript is spliced from 4 exons.
UGACAAUAUUGUUCUAUUGUCAUAUAAAGAACAAUAAAAAAUGGAAGCAACUGCUGGUAAAUUUGUGUUCACCAUUGUUGUAGCUGUGAUUGUGAGCUGGGGAUGGAAAAUACUAAACUGGGUAUGGCUGAAGCCAAAGAAGCUAGAGAAAUUGUUGAGAGAACAAGGGUAUAAAGGUAAUUCAUACAAGCUGCUCAAGGGUGACGUCAUAGAGUUUGGAAGAACCAUGAAGGAAGCAAGAUCAAAGUCUAUGCCUGUCUCCCAUGAUAUCAUUUCACAUGUUAUGCCUUUUGAACAUUACAUCUUCAACAAAUACGGUAAAAAGUCUUAUAUAUGGUUCGGGCCAAGCCCUCGGGUCUACGUCAUGGACCCAGAACUGAUCAAAGAGAUAUUAUCAAGACCCAACGACUUUCAGAGGCCACAAAAAGAGCCGGUUAGGGAUAGCAUUACUGGUGGACUUUUGCUCUCCGAGGGUCCUAAAUGGACCAAACAUCGUCGCAUUAUCAACCCAGCCUUUCAUCUUGAAAGUAUAAAGGGUAUGUUCUCGAAUAUUUGUUUAAGUUGUAAUGAAAUGGUUAACAAAAUGGAACUGUUGGUGGCCGAAAAUGGGGUGGCGGAAGUUGACGUGUGGCCAUAUAUCGAUAACUUGUCUGGAGAUGUGAUUUCGCGAGCAGCAUUCAACAGUAAUUACGAAGAAGCACAAAAAAUAUUCCAUAUCCAGAAGGAACAAAUCGAUUUAGUGGUUCAACUGCUAUACACUUUUUAUAUUCCGGGAGGAAGGCUUAUACCUACAAAAGCAAACAAGAAGUUUAAACAAAACCGCAAGGAGCUACAAGUUCUUGCCAAGGACAUUGUCGAAACUAGGAAGAAAGCAAUCGAGAUGGGAGCUGAUAGCAACAAAGACUUACUAGGGAUUUUGCUCGCAUCAAAUUCAAAGGAAAUCAAAGAAAAUGGAGUUGGAUUAAGUAUUGAAGACGUGAUUGAAGAAUGCAAACUGUUUUACAUUGCAGGAUCCGAAACAACCUCAAAUUUGAUUCUUUGGACCAUGGUUUGUCUAAGUAUGCAUCAAGAAUGGCAAAACAAAGCCCGACAAGAGAUUACACAAGUUUUUGGUGGUGGAGAACCACAUUUUGAAGGCCUGAAACAUCUCAAGAUUGUGACAAUGAUACUAAACGAGGUUCUUAGGCUAUACCCAACAGUAGUCAAAAUUCUACGCAAUACUGCCAAUGAAACAAAGCUAGGAAACAUGAUGUUGCCAUCGGGUGUGAACAUAAUCAUAUCUAUAAUUAAUGUUCAUCAUGACCCUGAAAUAUGGGGAGAAGAUGCAACAGAGUUCAAACCAGAAAGAUUCUCGGAAGGAGUAGGAAAUGCAACAAAGGGCAGAGGAUCGGUGUGUUUUAUGCCAUUUGGUGGUGGUCCGAAGAUUUGCAUAGGGCAAAACCUUGCCAUGGUAGAAGCUAAAACAGCUAUAGCUAAGAUUUUGCAACGGUUCUCGUUUGAGUUGUCUCCAUCUUACCAACAUUCUCCAUCUGCAGUGUUCAGUCUUCCACCACAAUUUGGUGCUCAAUUAAUUUUACAAAAGAUAUAGGUGUUGGUGUUUUGUGUGUGUGAGUAUUGUAUGGUGAUUAUGUAGUAUACAAAUAUAUGAGUUGAAACUUGAAAUGAUCUUCUUGGAUGGCAAUCUGUUGCGUUAAAUUCACAACCCCGAUGCAUUAAAGCUGAAAAUUUUUUAAUAUUAUGGUUACAGUUGUUUAGGAGUUUUGUCGAA